This is a messenger RNA of Conger conger (European conger), 1220 nucleotides long. RefSeq names its product microtubule-actin cross-linking factor 1, isoforms 6/7-like. The transcript is spliced from 4 exons. The record is from RefSeq and is a predicted model, not a curated record. Lineage: Eukaryota; Metazoa; Chordata; Actinopteri; Anguilliformes; Congridae. Bases 420 to 1220 code for a protein of 266 amino acids.
UCUUCAAUUAGUCCAAAUCAAAAUGGCCAUUAAUCAUGAUUAAUCACAGAAAAAUGUUUGACAAAUAUAUUUAAUGGCAAAUGUUGACAGAAUCAAGAGCCAUGUGCUUCUUUACUUGGCUGUAUGUUUGGCCGUAGGGAAUACAGCAUUUUUAAUAAACAAUGUUAUUCAGAAAAGAUGAAAAAUGAGCCUGUUCACAACCUGUGAGAUGAGGUAGUAGCAAACAGCACUGCCAUAUACUUAAUCUGCCAUGUACGUCAAAGAAUUGGUAUGACUGUCAACAUUGUCACCUGCACAAGGCAUGUCAUAUUUUUAUUUGUAGGCCUUUUCUUUUUUAGGCAGCAAAAUCAUCUCCUGCAUGCAUGACCGCAGGUCCCCUCAUCUUUGGCCCGACUCACUAACCUCCCGGCCAUAGAAUUAUGGGAAACCUCAUCAGCCGGCCCAGUUGCCUGGGCCAGAAAUCGAAGAAGUUAACAUCGGAGGAGGACUUCCUGAGAGAGUGCUACCAGCACCGGAGCGAGCGGCCGCCCCCAAGCAGCCUGCGGGAAAAGAGCGAGACGGUCGCGGUCACGCCAAGCCCAGACAAACCCAGGAGCCCUCCCCCUGUCUGCCCAGCAGACAGAGUCUGGCAGGGCGCUUCCCCUGUGGUCAAGACCCCGGCCAACGGGACCCUGCCCAGGAGGAGCGACGUGGAAACGGGGAAGAAGGCGGGUGGAACCCCUGGGCCUGGAUGGGGUACGACAGGGGAAAGGGAGCAGCCUCCGAGCUUCCAGAGGCAGAACUCGGGAAGCCCCUGGUCCUGGAAGACGUUAGCCUCCAGGGAGGUGACGGAGGUGACGGAAGUCACGGAGACGAUCGUGACGGAGAUUGUGGAAGUGACGGAAUACCCUUCAGGGGAGAAGGGAGGCGACCCCAUCAUCACCAGGACUGUGAGGGUUCUCACUGGAGCUGCUGAAGAGCUGGCUGAGCUCCAGAGUGAUGGCCACUCAAGUUCAGACCAGGACUCCAGCCUGGACCGAUGGAGCUCCCUUCACAAGAAGGGUGCACGAAGUGCUUUAACUCUGAGAGAAGACAUUGGAGAUCCGGAGACCCUGCUGCAGAACCUGGAGUCUUUGUUGAACUGGGUUUCUGAGAUAGAGGAUCUUAUGGCCAAUCAGAAGCCUCCUUCUUCAGAAGUCAAGGUGGUGAAGGCGCAGCUACAGGAGCAAAAGGUGAGGUGA